This is a messenger RNA of Siniperca chuatsi (mandarin fish), 3914 nucleotides long. RefSeq names its product fibronectin type III domain-containing protein 4-like. Gene Ontology annotation, molecular function: protein binding. The record is from RefSeq and is a predicted model, not a curated record. NCBI's taxonomy places the organism in Eukaryota, Metazoa, Chordata, Actinopteri, Centrarchiformes, Sinipercidae. Bases 773 to 1474 code for a protein of 233 amino acids. The transcript has 7 exons.
CUGUGUUGUGACAGGAUUUGUAACGUCAGUCUCGGUGCUGCAAGAAGCGCCGUGCAUGCCUCCUGUGUUUAUGUGUGUGUCGUUGGCUGGAGGGGUUACCACGAAGCUCCUGCAGACAGACAUUUUCUGAUCCUCCGGGCAUCCCAUAAUCUGUCAGAUUAAACCAGUCCUCUGGAUGAGACAGACCACCUUUGUGCUCCUGCGCCUCACGCCUCUUCGGGUGCCUAAAUAUCACCCUAUUGUCUUCUUCUUUCUAUUCUUAUUUAUUGAAAUCCUCAAACAACGCCGAUUUUUCCUCUUUCUUCUUCGUUGAAAUGACAGCCGGACCGCCUGAGCGCUGUCCGCGGUGCUGAAACUCCCCGCGACCUUCCACCUGCAGCGGCGAAUUUAUGCGUCUCCGGCUGGCAAUUUGACCGAGGACAAGUGGCGGACAGGGUGGAACUACCUGUUAGCUUCUCUCCAGGCUGCGGGAUAAUGCGUGCUCUGCUGCGAGUCUGACACCCAGGGAAGGGACUGAGAAGUGUCGUUUCAUAUUCAUUCAGCAUAUUUGAAUUGCUGCAUAUCUACUGACCUACUUUGUGCAAGUUGGGGACAAAUCCGACGCAGGAGAGGAAGCAGCGCAGGCUCUGGUUGUAAGAGGAUGGAAAUGAUAUUGAAACAGUGGUGACCCUGAGGGGAAACUUCCAGUAAAACGCAGGAGAGUUAAGGAGGAGAAAGGAAGAGCAGAAGGCGUGCUGAAGAGCCAGAGGUGUGCGCGGAGACAGAGAAGGUUAUGACCGCGCAUCUUCACCUGGACCUCGGGCUGCUGCUGCUGCUGCUGGCCUGCUGGCAAACACCGGGGAUGGUCGGAGCAACUGUGCCAGCACCCCCGGUGAACGUAUCGGUGACCCAGCUGAGGGCGCACUCGGCCAUGGUGACCUGGAACGUCCCUCAGGGAGACACUGUCAUUGGAUAUGCCAUUUCACAGCAGAGGCAGGACGGCCUGAUGCAGCGCUCCAUCCGAGAGGUGAACACGUCCAGCCGCUGGUGUGUGCUGUGGGACCUGGACGAGGACACCCACUACAGCGUCCAGGUGCAGUCUGUUGGGCCGCAUGGUGACAGCCAACCCAGCCGUGCCGUCCCCUUCAGGACUCUGGAGAGGACUGACCAUUAUCCAGCCGGAGUCCUGGACCAACAUGAACCAGCGAUGGAAGGUCUGGGCAUGACUCCUCAGUUACAGACAGGAGAGCUGCUCAUUAUCACCACUGUGCUGCUGCUGUGGGCAGCCGUCAUCGCCCUCUUCUGCCGACAGUAUGACAUCAUAAAAGACAACGACUCCAACAGCACCAAGGACAAAACCAAGAGGCCGCUGGUCCGCGCCACCUCCACCUACUACAACGCUUCAGCUGGCAGCUCACCCAUCUACCACAACGGAGCCGUACGCAGCAGCAGGCUUCACAGAGCCUCCUCCUCCAUCAGCAUCAUUAGAGUCUAGACUAGAGUUCGGAUGUUGGGACUCAGCUGCAACUUACAGCGCAGGACGGGCGGAGCUGAUGAUGCGCAACAGCAAACAACAUUUGCCUGAGGAACUUUCAGUGGGAUUAUCAUGACAAAUGGAGAAGUUAUGGACCUGGCUGGGAGUCUAAUCUAUUGUAAAAUAUGGGCAAAGAAAGAAGCACUCCAUGCAAAUCUAAUUCAAAUGAAGCUGAGGAGUCACACUGUGGAAUGCUACUGCUCUCUAGUGGCAGAAGACUGCAGUAUUAAUGGAAGCAGAUGCACACUGGCCUCUUGCAGCUUUGAACUCAUGUGGAUGUGGAAGAGUUCAGCGCAACAGGACACAUUUUGAAUUGCAGCCAAACUCAUUUCCUGUUGUACAAAGAUGUUUCAUUUCAGUUUCUCCCCUUCUCUCCGAUGUCUUGCCAGCAUGUCGGCCAAGUCCUGUCUGCCUCAAAUGAAUUAGUCAUUUCAAAAGGUCAAGUUUCAGGCAAUGUUGCUUUUAUGUUGGUUUUCAGGGUGUUUUAUUGAUAUUUGUUGCCAAACAGACUCACAACUUUUGGUUUAACAUGAAUGCAAGAGUGCGUGUUGUGACCUGUGUGUGUGUGUGUGUGUGUGUGUGUGUGUGUGUGUGUGUGCGCGCAUUUGUUUACAUUCCUACUAUUUUGUGCAAUUUAUACAUUUUUGCUUUCACCUCAUCUGUAUUUUUCAUUUCCUAAUCAGUAAUUAGAUGUACAGUACUAACAUCUAAAAAAGUAUUAUAUGUAGUUAGAAUAUGUACAUAGGUCAAAUUAAAAGUAUUAAUAAUUUAAGUGUAAUUCAAACAAAUAUACGAAUGUAUGGGAUGACGGCGUUGGAUUUACACUGUAAAGUUUCAUAAUCAGUUUGAUUAAAUCAACUCAUAAUUUUACCAUUAUGUAAUAAGAUAUUUGGUCACUUUAUAUUUGUAUCACUUUCAGAACUUUUAUUAUGCGUUAAAGUCAUAAAAUAUUGACUAAAUGACUAAAUGUCCCACUGAUUGUUCACUUAACUCAUCAAAUUAAGUUAAGAAACAUUAUUAGCUUAUAAGCAUACCUCCCAGCCUGCAUUGUAUUUGAGUUAAAAUUCUCCAGAAUGCAACAGCUACAAAUCAAGCCUAUUUAUCAGAUUUUGUCAAAAUAACUAAAGAGUUGUUGGCUGAACUUAAUAUCUUUAGGUUGUCUUAGUUAUUUUCUUAAGCUGACUCUGUGUGUUUUAUAUUAGAACAAUGAACAUUAAACAAACUUUAAUGUUAAUGUAAUGUUAAACAAGCUAUCCACACUGGUCUGGUGUAAUUUAACUAGAAUCACAUCCAGAUACAAUCCAGAAUAUAAUAAUUAAAACUGCACUAGGGAGCAUUUAUUAAUGUAAAACAGAGUGGGGCUACAACACAAAAGAUCCAUUUCCCACUUUAUAUACCCACUGUUUCUUGUCCUGUCAAACUUAGUUUUAGCAAUGUUGCUGAGAUCUCAGCAAUUAACUGAUAGAAAUGUUGUAAUAAUGUUGUGAUAAACUGGAAUCAUAAUUAUAAUUAUGGCCAGAAUUCUUGAUGUUGGGGACGAGAUUAACUAAAACGUCAAUGUUGAAUCUAAACAAGCAUCUCUGCUGCAUGAGUUCUUUGACCAAUGCAGUUAAAACACAUAGGGACAUCCUAAAACUGCAACAAUCAAUACUUCCUGAAUGAGACGUCAUUUCCGCCCCCUCACACCGGUCCUGCCGUUCUGCAGGUUCAACUCGCAAGAAGCAAAUGCAUCUCGCCCCCUCCUUCUAUAAAUGAAUGGGAUGUAAAAGAGAUCUUGGCCUUAAGAGGGAGCCGUUUGCUCACAUACAGUACGUCAUAUAAUUUAUGGGUCAUGAGGUUAGUAUCACUGACAGCUCUUUCUUGAAUGUACUACAGUUAAACCACACUAGAGUGAAGGUUAAAACAAACAUAAAAUGCUGAUUUUUACAAACUAUCAGUGCAAAAACUGCUACAGAAUUUCAGCAGAAUGGACUAAGAAGUGGGGCGUGUACGAUGUUGACACUUUGUGAUCAUUUUCAUGGCAAAAACUUCACUUCAUUUUGUAGUCCAUGUAUUUAGAAAUGCAAAGUAAAUUGAAAACUACAAUAUAUUUAUCUGUAAUGUCAUAAUUAACUACUGUGAGUUCAUCUUGCAGGAAUAUGACCUGCCAUAAUAUGUUUGAAGAAUUGCACAAUAUUUCGGUGUAAAGAUUAUAGGUAGAAGUCGUAAAGAGAUCUUUACCAUUAUUGUGUCAGUGGUGAGGAAAUAUGGGUAAUAAUGUCAGGACUGUUUUCAAAUUCCACUGUAAUUUUUUUAUUAUGUGUUGCUCCAUAUUACAUCAGUUUUGAUGGUAAUUAGAUGGUGUCUGAUUAUAAUUUCUGACUCUGUAUUCUCCAGUUUCAAUAAAAAAUAAAGAACUGUU